GCCGGAGCCUAGGCCAGACAUCACAUCCAUUAUUGCUUACAGCUGCAACAAGUUGUCUCUUCUGUUGUGUGAUUGAUUGAAUACAGCUAAAUUUCAGAAACGUUUUAGAAGUAAAGUCAAUGGAUCUUAACCCUGUUGUAAAAGAUUAUGAGAUCUCUGGAAACCUCUGGUAGUCGCAUCUCAGCCCACUUCUUAGGGCUUGUCUUCUUGGUGUACUAGUGGCCAAGAUCCUCACGACUCUGGUUAUACUAUAUACAUUAUAAGGAAGAAACAUGACUCAAAAUUGACUCCCAAGUCUAUUCAAAGCAGCAGCAUUGUCUGUUAAGGCAGAUGAUGAGCCCUUGGGACAACACCAUGUUGCUCAAAUGAUUGCAUUAUAAUCAAACACAAAUGAAUUAAUUCAUUUUCUCAAUCCCUUAAUUGAUGGCAACAUGGAUUAGGGUAUCCAGAGCACGAAUAUUCCCAUCAAUUCUCAUGCACAAAGCUAACAAAAGGAGAGGUUCAUGAAUAAGGUUGCAAUAACAUCCAUGCUCAUCUCGGGUUAGAUUUCCUGUCUCUUAAAACUGGUUUAUCUUAGUACAUUUCUAUGCGAAAGCUCUUUCAAGAAAGAUUUUGUGUUUGAUCAGUUAUGAGAUCACAAGUCCUCUUUGUCUUGCAUCAUUUGAGGACAUUGCACAACAAAGAGAAAAUCAACCGAGAAUUGAUAAUUGGAAGACAAAGAAGUGAAAUCAGAUCAGUUAAAUGACAUUGUUAUGAAACGUUAUGGACAUCCUACUGGAAGACCUAAGAUAGUAGCUGAUAUAUGCAACUCUUCAUGCUAUAUAGUGUUGGCAGUGAUAUGCACUGUGAUUUUCUAUUAUUGUUUCUUUUUCAAGAAAAGGGUUCCAUGAAUAAAGUGAUCUAGUUCAUCCCAUGGACAUCAAAUCUGCUCCUCAGAAAAUUGAAUGUACCAUUCUAAUUGAGUUGUAGGAAAGCUAUAGAGCCAGAGAAACAGGAAAAAUGAAGAACAAGGAUAGGAGAGGUAGUUAUUCCAUUAUGAAAGUUUUAAUAUUGUAUUGUGCAGUGCUUCUGCCUGGCCUCGUUUUCCAUGUAGAAACAAAGAAUACUAGAAAUGGCAUUAUGCCAUAUUCUGUUUCUUUCCAAGUUUUUCUUCUCUGUGCCAAUCAUAUGAUAAUAACCAACAAUCAGGCACAGUUUUUUAAUAAUUGAGAUGGAAAUUAUGUAUGAACGACAAACAUUUUCUUUUUGGAGAACAUAAACUUAUAGUUAUAAUGAUAAUUCUUUAGUCUGCAUAUCAUUAGGAUUGGAGUUAAUAUAUUGCUAGUCCUAGAGAACAUAUGUUGGGUGAAGCAUGGGUGAUGAGGUCACUACCAAUGGAAACAUUUUCAAGUUGGCCACUCCCUCCUACCUGGCCAACAUGCUAUAUUUCCACUUUGUCUCCCCAACAAAGCUCUAAUUAUUUUAAGCCAAUAAGAAAAUCAGAUAGGCAGACUAGAUGCUUAAGGGACUACAUGCAACUCACAAGGCUCCGACUGCCAUGAAUAUUGCAUAAAAAUUACUUUAUUAUCACAACUGCAUGUGCUUUUGAGGCGGCGUGCUGCAAAACAAGGUUCUUCCCGUGCAUGUAUAUAAAUAUGAGCAACUUUGCAUCGAUAUCAUACCUCGACCAGGGACCAAAGGUGAAAGAAGGAGACAGAAAAGCAAUGGCAAAAGAGAGUAUUGUUUCUGACAAAAUGAAGCUCCUCCUGGCACUGCUUGCACUUCAUUCCUGCUUUGCAGGAUUCCACAUUGUCUCCAGAGUUGCACUAAACAUUGGUGUCAGCAAAGUAGUUUACCCAGUUUACAGGAACAUCAUUGCCUUGCUUUUGUUGAGUCCAUUUGCUUAUUUCUUGGAAAAGAAGGAUAGACCACCCCUUACUUUUCCUUUGCUGGUUCAGUUCUUCCUUCUAGCAUUACUGGGAGUUACUGCAAACCAGGGAUUUUACCUUUUGGGUUUGUAUUAUGCAUCUCCAACGUUUGCUUCUGCAAUGCAAAACUCAGUUCCUGCAAUCACCUUUGUUAUGGCUUCUGCUCUAAGACUUGAGCAAAUCAACAUUGCAAAAAGAGAUGGAUCGGCAAAAGUGUUGGGAACUAUUGCAAGUGUAGGAGGUGCCAUUAUAAUUACUCUCUACAAAGGCCCCCUUCUAUUGCACCAAUCAAAUACAACACAAGGGCAUUCCACGGAAGAAGAUAUGUCCUCAAGGAACAUGCAGAACUGGACUUGGGGAUGUAUCUACCUACUUGGACAUUGCUUAUCAUGGGCUGGUUGGUUGGUUUUUCAGGCUCCUGUAUUGAAGAAGUAUCCAGCUAAACUCACACUCACUUCAUUUACAUGCUUCUUUGGAAUGAUCCAGUUCCUGGUUAUAGCAGCAUUUGUGGAAACAGACUUCCAUCACUGGAAAAUCCAAUCAAAAGAAGAGCUUUUCACUAUCCUAUAUGCUGGAGUUGUGGCAUCUGGUGUUGUGUUUUAUCUUCAGACAUGGUGUAUUCACAAAGGAGGCCCUGUCAUUGUAGCCAUCUUCCAGCCCUUGCAGACACUUCUAGUUGCUAUCAUGGCAUUCAUGAUUCUUGGUGACCAAUUAUACUCUGGAAGCGUGAUUGGUGCAGUUUUCAUUAUGCUAGGUCUUUAUUUAGUACCGUGGGGUAAAACUGAGGAGAAAAAUGUAGCCAAGGAUGAAGAUGCAGAUACAUUGAAGAAGCAUCUACUUAAUGAUCCUGAAAGUAGAGAUGUAGAAGAGGGUGCCGCUGAAUCAAAUACAGCUUGAUGUAUGUAUAGAUUGAUUUACAGAUCAGGGCAGUUCAGAUACAGGCAAAGACUCCAAGAUUAAUGGCAAAUUAACUAUGAGAGUCCUGCUGGUCAGAGAUAAGAGCAGCAUCUUAACAAGUAAUUAAUCUAAGAAGGUUCUUUUUUUCUUCCCUAAAUUUGCUAAAAUAUUGUCAACCUAGGUUGGCUAUAGCACGCAAAAAUGUACUGAUGAAAACCUAUUCAAUGGCUUUUAUAUUAUUGCAGUAUAAUUUGGUAGGUGAGCCAAAUAUGCUGGAGUCAUUGGAUGUAAGGCUUUAUAUGUUGCAAACUGCUUCUAAUUCAAUAAUUAUAUAUUCUGU
This is a messenger RNA of Theobroma umbraticum, 3144 nucleotides long. RefSeq names its product nodulin MtN21 /EamA-like transporter family protein (gene UMAMIT4). Lineage: Eukaryota; Viridiplantae; Streptophyta; Magnoliopsida; Malvales; Malvaceae. Gene Ontology annotation, cellular component: membrane. The record is from RefSeq and is a predicted model, not a curated record. Gene Ontology annotation, molecular function: transmembrane transporter activity.